AGUACCAUCAUCAAUGGGCAUACAUGUUAUGUUAAACGUGCCGAAACCGGUCUGGAAUAUGAUUACUGCCUUGAGCUGUCUUUUGGUGAAGUUUCUUUUACUUCUACGACCAAAACAUGAACGACUUUUCGAUCAUAUCAAGAGAUCACACAGAAGAUCUACGUUCAAAGAAGUUUAUACAAGUUUCGUGCUAAUUGCUAGUUUUCUCGGAAACAUUUAAUAUUCCUCAAACACGAUGGCUACCCACGUGGAGGGGCUGAAGGAUGAGGUGUACCUGCCGCCAGAGGAGCUGGCCAGAGGUGCCCACUGCUCCUCCAUGCAGCAGUACAACGACAUGUACACACAGUCCAUUGAUGAGCCGGAGGCGUUCUGGGGCCAAAUAGCCAAACAGUUCCACUGGAAGACGCCGCACUCUGGCAAAUUUUACGACUACAACUUUGACGCGGCCAAAGGCAAGGUCUUCAUUGAGUGGAUGCGCGGAGCGACGACCAACGUCUGCUAUAACGCGCUGGACCGCCACGUCGAGAACGGGGACGCCGACCGCGUGGCGUUCUACUGGGAGGGUAACGAGCCGGCCGAUGACGAGGUGGUUACCUACGGCCAGCUCCUGGAGCGCGUCCGCCGCUGCAGUAACGCCCUGCGCGCGCUCGGCGUGCGCCGCGGGGACCCAGUGGCCGUCUACCUGCCCAUGAUACCCGAGCUGGCCGUCACAGUGCUGGCCUGCGCGCGCAUCGGCGCCGUGCACUCGGUCGUGUUUGGCGGUUUUUCGGCGGACGCGCUGGCCGACCGGAUCCUGGACGCCAAGUGCGAGGUCAUCGUCACCUCUGACGGCUUCUGGCGCGGCAACAAGCUGGUGCACCUGAAGGAGAUCGCCGACCACGCGGUCCAGGAGUGCGCCGAGAAGGACCACACGGUCCGGAAGGUGCUGGUGGUGCGGCACCUGCCGCGGCUCAAACAGCACACGGGCACCAACGGGGCCACCGACGGCGAGCAGCCCGCCAAGAAGAUGGAGUACGACAUCGAGGCGGCCUGGAGCGCCGACCGGGACGUCUGGUGGACAGACGCCAUGAAGGAGGCGGCGCCCGACUGCGAGCCCGAGUGGAUGGAUGCAGAGGACCCGCUCUUCAUGCUCUAUACCAGCGGCUCGACGGGUAAGCCGAAGGGCGUGCUGCACACGACGGCCGGCUACAUGCUGUACGCGGCCACCACGUUCAAGUACUCGUUCGACUACCACCCGGAGGACGUAUACUGGUGCACGGCAGACGUGGGCUGGAUCACGGGACACUCGUACGUGGUGUACGGGCCGCUGCUCAACCGGGCCACCUCCGUCAUGUUUGAGGGCUCUCCGUUUUACCCAAACGGCGAGCGUCCGUGGCAGAUAGUCGACAAGUACGCCGUCUCCAAGUUCUACACAGCGCCUACCGCCAUCCGCGCACUGAUGAGACUCGGAGACGAGCUGGUCACCAAGUACAGCCGUCGCUCGCUGAAGGUGCUGGCCACGGUGGGUGAGCCCAUCAACCCGGAGGCAUGGCUGUGGUACCACCGGGUGGUGGGCGACGCGCGCUGCGCCGUCGUCGACACGUUCUGGCAGACGGAGACGGGCGGCCACGUCAUCACUCCGCUGCCCGGCGCCACGCCCACCAAGCCGGGAUCGGCGUGCCGGCCGUUCUUCGGCGUGCAGCCGGCGCUGCUCGAUGAACAGGGGGUGGAGAUCCACGGCCCCGGCGAGGGAUACCUGGUGUUCCGCCGGCCCUGGCCGGGCAUCAUGCGGACCGUGUUCGGCAACCACGAGCGCUUCGAGACCACCUACUUCAAGAAGUUCAACGGUUUCUACUGCACGGGCGACGGCGCGCGGCGAGAUGAGGACGGCUACAUCUGGGUGACGGGACGGAUCGACGACAUGCUGAACGUGUCUGGACACCUGCUCUCCACAGCCCAGAUCGAGUCGGCACUGAUCGAGCACCCGGCCGUGGCUGAGGCGGCCGUGGUGGCCGUGCCGCACUCCAUCAAGGGAGAGGCCGUUUACUGCUUCGUCACCAACAAGCAGGGCACCGAGUGGAGCGACCAGCUGAAGAAGGACCUCAUCCUCAAAGUACGCGAGCGGAUCGGUGCGUUCGCGGCGCCCGACUACUUGCAGAGCGCGCCGGGCCUGCCCAAGACGCGCUCCGGUAAGAUCAUGCGGCGCGUGCUGCGGAAGAUCGCCGUCGGAGACCGCCAGCUGGGCGAUGUGAGUACGAUGGCCGACUCGACCGUCAUAGACACACUGUUUGAGCUGCGCAGCGUCCACCUCAAGUAGCGGCGGCGGUGUGGCGGGCGGGCCGCCCCCAGAGCUACUGCUGCGGCAGUGUGGAGGGCGGGUCGUCCCAGAGCCCCAGUAGCGCAGUCGGUAGCGGACGGCGGCGACGGUAGCGGGUGGUGCGGCGGCGCGGCUGCCGGUGGUGCCUCAGUGAUGUGGUGCGCCGUCCCAGCGUCUCAGUAGCGGGCGGCGGCAGCGGUAGCGGGGUGGUGCGGCGGCGGCACAGCUGCCGGCGGCGCCAGGGAACCAUAACCCGGUGAUGGGGCUGAUCAAAGCCGGCCCGGCGCUCUUUUCUAACGUACAAACGGUGUCCAGUAUUGGUGUAUCACCGACGGCGACCACGGCUCAAAACGCAGCAGGUGCCGAGGAUCACGAGUGCAGUGUAUUUUUUACGGCUCUUUUUGGACGAGCUGUGCGCCAGAGAUGUAUAUCGGGUGUUUGUGAGACGAAAGAGCGGCUCAUUUCGCGAGCGUCAUUUGGAUGUGCACACGCGUCGUGGAACAAACCUAUGUUUUAUACCAUUGUGGUGGACAAUUUUGUUUGACGGUCGAUUUCGGCUGGCGUAUGGAUGAACAAAGAACAUGUUUUUUUUUUGGGCGAGACUAUUUUAGACUUGCUGCUGCAAUACCUCCAUGUUUUACUGAGCGUGGCUGGCGUGCCUGGGCGAGCCUUGGCUGGAUCAUGGCGUGCUUGGAUUAUGCGCGCGUGUGAGAGCUUUGCUGCCUGAGUUCAGACAGUAUAGAUAGGUUUGUGCAGAGUCGUUUUACUAGAUUUAGUGGUCGACAGUGGUGGUAGGAAUAAAGUGCUUUGAGAUGAUCA
Amphibalanus amphitrite is the source of this 3115-nucleotide messenger RNA. RefSeq names its product acetyl-coenzyme A synthetase, cytoplasmic-like. The record is from RefSeq and is a predicted model, not a curated record. The transcript is spliced from 11 exons. NCBI's taxonomy places the organism in Eukaryota, Metazoa, Arthropoda, Thecostraca, Balanomorpha, Balanidae. Gene Ontology annotation, molecular function: acetyl-CoA synthetase activity; AMP binding. Bases 236 to 2296 code for a protein of 686 amino acids.